Molecule: messenger RNA, 3750 nt
Organism: Syngnathus acus (greater pipefish)
Lineage: Eukaryota; Metazoa; Chordata; Actinopteri; Syngnathiformes; Syngnathidae
Gene: sdc3
Product: syndecan 3
Exons: 5
Coding region: 606-1886 (426 amino acids)
Biological process (GO): cell migration
Cellular component (GO): membrane; cell surface
Source: RefSeq, a predicted model, not a curated record
AAACAGCCCCUCCAGGACUCGAAAGUGAAUGGUGCGCUCGGCACACCCGACUCGACAAAAGCGGAGGCCGGUCCGCUACGACUCAGGUGUGUAGCCGCCCCUCUCUAAGAAAAAGCGGAAGAGCUCCACUUCCGCUGCGGGUACCCGCUCGAGCUGCAGGGGGCAAUCCUAUUCCGCGGAACCCCCACUCCCCCCAAUCCUCCUCCCUCCUGCCAACCCCCUCCUCCAGCCAGACUCGCGGUUCCAGGCGGCGUCUACAUACGGAACAUCCUGCCUUCUUAGCGGCGAGGGGGGGAGGAGGAGACAGCGAGUGAGUGAGCGAGCUAGAGAGAGAGAAAGAGAGCCGGAGGGAGGCGAGACGAGCCAGUAAAUCUAUCAGGAGCGAGCAGAGAGGCGGCCUGCAACCCGAGAAGAGGAGGGGGACCUUCUUCUUCUUGGUCUGGCUUUUUUAUUUUGCGUGUGGAUUUUAAAACACAAGCCGGCGGCGCGCUCUGAAAGUUGGACCCCAGACGAUUUGGACGACCCCCCACCCCCACCCCCCUUGAAGGAGGCAGCGGCGGCUACCACCAACCGGAAGGCUGUGGCCGCGUACCCCUCAAGCGAGCAUGAGGCUGCUGCCUGGGUUGCUGCUGUUGGCGCUGGCCGCUGCGCCUCGGGUUCACGUCGCCGCGGGACAGACGUGGUCGUUGGGCGAUGACGAGGGCUCGACGGCGGACGGCUUUUACGACGACGAGGACCUCUACUCGGGAUCCGGCUCUGGAUUUCCCGACAUCAGCGUGAGGCCGACGUCCGUGUCGCUAUCUUCCACCACGGAGGAUCCUGUUCCCCAGUCCACCACUCAGGCCACAAGCCCUGCCCCCUCAGCCGCACCCGCGGCCGAGCCCAGCGCCGACCCCACCGUCACCGCUACGACUGGCGUCCCUACGACCGGCGCUCCCACCACCGUCAUCGUCACUUCUUCCGCCGCCUCCACCGUCCUGCCGACCGAAGCGGACGGCGAGAGCGGCGCCUUCUGGGAACUGGAGUUGGAGAAGGAGAAGCAGCUGGAGAGGGAGCGCGAGCGAGAACGGGAGCGCGAGCGGGUUCGAGAGAUGGAGCGCCAGCGGGAGCGGGAGAGAGAGCGGGAGCGUGAACGGGAACGAGAGCGCCAGCGGGAGCGGGAGAGAGAGCUGGAACGCAUACGGGCCGCCGCUGCCGCCCAGACCACCGCCGCCCCUAUAUCUUCAGCUCCCGUCGCCACGGUGACAACACCCAAAGAAGAAGAAGAGGAGGACGUGUACCUGUCGCCGGAACCCACGUCAGACGUGGAUAUCACCACAAAGGAGGACGUGCCGACCACGGAGGAGCCCACCGCCGCCGCCACCGCCGCCGCCACCACCACCACUGCUGACCCGCCCAGCAGCACCGUCAAGACCCGGUUCUCCUUCAGGCCCAGGGUCCCCGCGGCGACCACCACGCUGAGGACGCCCACCACGGUGAGAACGCCCACGGAGAGAAGCACGCGCCCACCGCAGCCUACAGCCAGCACACAGGGCAACAACGAGCUGGCGGCCGUGGGGCCCAGCGGCGACUUUGAGAUGAACGAGGACCAGCGCAACGAGCUGGGCCGCGGCUUGGCGCCAGAAGAACCCGAUCUGGCGGGCAACACGGUGGACGGCGGCAGCUCGGCCGCGCAGCUCCCGCAGAAGAACAUCCUGGAAAGAAAGGAAGUCUUGAUAGCGGUCAUCGUGGGCGGCGUGGUGGGCGCCCUGUUUGCCGCCUUCCUGGUCAUGCUGCUGGUGUACCGCAUGAAGAAGAAGGACGAGGGCAGCUACACGCUGGAGGAGCCCAAGCAGGCCACCGUCACCUACCAGAAACCCGACAAGCAGGAGGAGUUUUACGCGUAACGCAAACACGCCGCCGCCAUGAGCACCACCGCGACGCCAAACCUCCUCCCCCUUCGAAACGCCCCACCCCACCCGUCUCUCUCUCUCUCUUCCUUUCUUCUGCCAACCACAAGAGCGCCUUUUUUGCGGACUUGGAACUUUCUUUUCAAUGAAAGUAUCGAAAAAAGGGACUGGAAAAAAAACCAAGAAAGCAAAAAUAUUCUUUAAAAAAAAAAAAAAAAAAAAGACAACCAUGUUUUUUUUCAAUGUUGUUCUUAAUAUUCUCUUGUUCUGUAUGUGACAAUGCGGAUUAUUUUGUAAGAAAAACAUCAAAACUAAACACGUUUGUGUGUGACGGCGUCUAAAAACAAAAUGGUACUCUUGAAGCCAAAUGUGCGAGGAGACGAGAGAGGAGGAAGCUGGCUACGAGACAUCCCGUCCGGUCAAAAAGCAACCAGAAUCUCGUCGUGUACAAAGACUCGCAAUGGAUGAUAAGAAUAUGAUGAGAAUCGUUUGGCCCGGAUGCUUCAAUUAUGAUCAUGACAAUAAUAAUAACAAAGCUGUAUUGAUAAUAUUACUGAAACAAGACCGUGUGUAUUUAGCUGUUUCCAAAAAAAGUUUAUAUGUAAAUAUCAGUGUUUUACUUUGAUGCCAUCACUAAUCAUCUGCAUGAUUUUUUUUUUUUUUAAUUUAUCUGUCAUCACUUCAGAUGAGCUGUGCUCUGGCCACACACACACAAACACACACGCACACACACGGGGCUUCCAUUUUUUUGUCAACUUCUGGUCCGAAUAUUUGUGUCAUUUACUAGCCCAAUAUUUGACUUGAUUUACAAAUGUUUCAUUUACCCUCCUCAUAUUUUGUGUGCCAAUUCUUUUGUCCAUUGCAACUUCCUUUCCCAACCGUAUGGCGACCUUGUCCAAUCUUUGUGUCCCAAUACUUGUGUUAAUUUCCUACUUCCUGCCCCGACACACGCACGCACACCCACGCGCGUGUAAUGCAAUACUGUGGAUGAAUCACACUGUCGCGGCUCUCCAUUCUCUUGGUUUUAGCCAUCAGUUGCUUUUGCACCCGUGCCGACCUUUGCAUGAUUUUUAUUUACCUGCAGAGGAGGAGGAGCUGGGUCAGCUUUGGGUUUGGAAGGCGUGUGGGGGGGUGCUUCUAUCUAAGAGAUUGUAACCACGCCAGUGUAGCUUCUUAUACUCAGUACUGUAGAUAAACAAAACAUGCAUGGGAGUCCAAACAAUAUUAGUGUUUGUGUGUGAGAGGUGUGUGUUAACCUCAUCCAACUGUUCUCACGCUCUUCCACAGACAGGUGACACUUUGUUCACUGGCGUGCGUGCGCGUGAACAGUUCGUCUUCAAAGGCGACGUGUGCGUGUGUGUGUGUGUCAAAUUAUGACGAGAGAGAUACGUGUGAAGCAGAUUUUGUGUGUCACUUGCAUGUGCGUGAGAGAGCACCUCAUUUGAAGCCACCACUUGCAGGCGUGUGUGUGCGCGCGCCUUGUGUGUUUGCUCGCUCCCAACCGAAUGUCUCUAACACACGCGCACGCAUAUGCAGAGCGUGUCCGUCCACACGGCCAGGCAGCAAUGAUGUGAACACGUGUUGUUUUUUCUAAAGUGACUGUCUCCAAGCGUGCGCGCGUUUGUAGCCAAGUAUGCGUGCGAGUGCGCGCGCAUAAGUGGAGGCGACUUGUACGUUUGCUCUUCUCAUUCCUGGUUUUAUACAUUUGCAUUUUUUUAAGGCUGAGUUCUUCGAGUCAUUGGCUGCGUGAGUGUGCGGGGGGGGGGGGGGGGGAGCACUCCAGCCCACCCCACCCACCGCGUCACUGUCGCCUUGUCACUAAUCUGCCUCUGUUCCAAAUAAAAGACCUGAUUGGCUAAAA